Python bivittatus (Burmese python) is the source of this 4484-nucleotide messenger RNA. It is a transcript of the gene SNAP29, whose product is annotated as synaptosome associated protein 29. NCBI's taxonomy places the organism in Eukaryota, Metazoa, Chordata, Lepidosauria, Squamata, Pythonidae. Gene Ontology annotation, cellular component: SNARE complex; plasma membrane. Gene Ontology annotation, molecular function: SNAP receptor activity; syntaxin binding. The record is from RefSeq and is a predicted model, not a curated record. Gene Ontology annotation, biological process: synaptic vesicle fusion to presynaptic active zone membrane; synaptic vesicle priming; exocytosis.
CCGGGAUGGUUCGACCCGGCGGCGGCGGCCGCCUCCCUCGUGACCGGAAGUGAGGAAGCGGCCAGGCAGCCGCGGCCGGCGGUGAGUGGCGGCUGAGGGAGGCGCCGGGCUGGGACCCCGCUUCGUCGGUUUGCCGCCGCCUGUCUUCCGGGGGACUCCGGGCAACGGACGUGGCCUUCCUCGGGGCCUUUUCUUCCCCGUCGGGCGCUUCAACGUUACAACAACCCUGCGAGAUGCCAACCUAUUGACUCAGGUAUUCUGGAUAUUGACUCAUUCAAUAAGAAGCAAGUAAUCGUUUGCCCUAGGAACAGAAUGUCUUCGGCCUUCCCUAAGAAUAGCAUUGGAUUUGACUUUCCACUUCCAGCAUGGCUUCAACUACGCCAGCUGUGGAAAACUGCCCGCAAAGCACUUUCAAGACAACUGGAAAGAUGAAUUUGUUGUCUGUUACAGGGAACAGCAAGACACGUGGCUUGGCUGGUUCAGUUUGGAUUGCAUGAAAUUGUCUGCUGUUUCGUAACCAGAUAACUGAUUUCCCUUUUGGCAAAUUGGAAGAUAGGUGGAACAAAAAUACCCUAUGCUGGUUCCGUGUAAUGAGAGGAGAACUCCUAAUUGUUUGGUAUUCUUGGAAGUUUCCACAGAAGUGUGCAGUCAAGCAAGUUGAUGCUCUGUUUAUGUUUCACGAUGGAAAUUGUUUCUCUUGCAGAUUUUGGCUUUUCAUCCCAUAGCCAUUGAUCCUUUUACAUGAAGGACUCCGUCUGUAUCUGAACAACAUCGGCUUGAUUCUGUCCUUAUUAACCUACAUUAUAAAUAGAGGAAAUCUGAACUUAGAGCUGCAGCUAUGUCGGCUUUCCCCAAAAGUUGCAAUCCUUUUGAUGAGGAUGAGGAUGACUUCAAACCAGUAAAGUGGAAUGAACGUGAUGAGCCUGCAAGAGAAGGUCCAGAUAGACAAAGAUAUUUACAACAGGAGGUCAUGAGACGCUCCGAAGCUACUCUAGAUAGCAGUAAUCGCUCGCUGUCUCUCAUUUAUGAGUCUGAACAUGUGGGAAUAGCCACAUCAGAGGAACUUGUGCGGCAAGGGGAGGCCCUCAAGCGUACUGAACGCAUGGUGGAUAAAAUGGAUCAAGAUUUAAAGACGAGUCAAAAACAUAUUAAUAGCAUUAAGAGUGUCUUUGGCGGCCUUGUCAAUUACUUCAAAGCCAAGCCACAAGAGAUCAAGCCGGAGCAGAAUGGGGCCUCUGAGUAUCAAGGAACCAACAGAUUAAAAGAAGCGUUAUCUGUCAGUAAAGAACAGGAGUCAAAGUACCAGGAGAGUCACCCAAAUUUACGGAAGUUGGAUAACUCAGAGUUUAGUUCCAGUGGAACCAGUUCAGAUUCUUCAUCCCACCCUGAUCGAUACCCUAGGAAUCAACAUCUCCGCGCUUGCCAUCAGAAAAUUGAUAGCAACUUAGAGGACAUGUCCUCCGGGUUGGGGCGACUGAAAAAUCUUGCUCUUGGCUUGCAGUCUGAAAUUGAUGAGCAGGAUGAGAUCCUGCAUCGCCUCACCUGCAAAGUUGAUACUUUGGAUGUCAACAUCAAAAGCACAGACAAGAGAAUCAAGGAUGAGCUUUAAGGCAUCCCAGGUGCUCUCACCUCCGUGCAAAACCUACAUGUAUUUUAUGCAGUUGGGCCUCUUAUUGGCCUGCUGCAUUGGGAAAACGCUAGAAAAAGAGGUUGAUAGGACGUCUUGCUGUGAUUAAAUUUGUGAAUAAUGCAAUCUGAGAAAUUUAAGCUACCUUCUUUAACGUGUGUUCGUAAAAGUGCUUUGAAGCAUUGCCUCCUGGAACUUCUGAUUUUGGAGGAAACAUCUCGAUUUUGGACAAUGAUUGAAAAAGGUUAUUACAUCCUGCCUUUCAAUACUCUUUUCGCCUUAAUUGUAGCAGGUAUGUGCAUUGUCUACUUUGCUCAUGGCUCAUGUAUACAUUUUUUGAAAAGGCUAGUUGCAUAUAGUUGAAGUAUAAGAGGCUGGUUGCUCUACGUUUCAGAGCUGGAGCAUGUCAAGAUGCUUCUGGUGCGUAUUAUGAAAAACCACACCAUGGCCUCAAUCUUAAGCUACACCAAUAAAGCAGUAGUUCCCCUGAUCAUUCUCUGAAGCAUUGACUACAGAUUCAGAAAUAGAUUUAGAUGAGAACCCUCAUCCAACUUAAGACUUCAGCAGGGAACUUUUUGUUGGAAUGCUUCAAUGCAAAAUGUUGCCUUUGUGGUUUUUUCCAAACAACACUUUGCUGUUGAAGUUUAGCAGUUCGGUCUUGAUGACUUUAGAUCUUGUAGCAGGCUGUUGCUGCUUGAUCUCUAUUUUAAAAACGAUGCUGGGAAAGAAACUUGAUGGGGGAGGUGUUCCAAAUUUCCACUCAACUGGUUCCAAUGGACAUCAUCAAAAUUCUGCAGCAGGGUUCAGUUUCAGUCGUGAGAUCAGUCUUGUGCUUCUGUGCCCAAGUUAGCUUGGAGUUGUUUGAUUUGUGGCAUGAAUGUUACAUGGCUUUGUUCCCUGAUGAACGAAAGGUCCAUUUCUAAAAUAGUCUUUGUCCUUCCUGGUUACCAUUUUGUUACUGCAGCAUAACUUCUCUUUUUUUGUGUAAACAUCUCCUUAAGUUCUACAUAAUGAUCUUUGUAUACCUGAUAGGAAAAUACCAAUUUUCCUAUAAAUGUCUUCAGUAAAUCACACUAACAAGGAAUUCUGGAAAUAGCAUUUAUUAAAACAAUUGUUUCUCUCAUAUGUUGCUCUUUACUAGGUACCAGCUGGAAUCUAUGUCAAGGAUAUAUCUUCAUAUUGACUUUGACUUUAACCCUCUUCUAAUUCUUUGGCAGUUUGGCAGAAGUCUAUUAUUGCAAUGUCUCAGCACGUCAGAAUUUUACUGUAGUUCCUUAAUCCACUUCUCUCGUAGCCAAGAUUAAGUUUCAACAGCUGAUAUCACUGCCACAAUCUUGAAAAAUAUCUGUGCUUUCCAUCAAAGUACUGUACUUGGGCACAGUGAAGGCUAUUUUUCCAGUUGAGGUUAUUCCUUUCUCAUAUUAGGAACUCAGAUGCUGAUGGUUUUAAUACUGAUGCAUCAUACUCACCCAGGGGGGGAAAAAACUUAUUUUAUUCUCAUUGUUUCCUUCCUGUGGAAUUAAUUCAAGUCUUAACUGUUUAAGAAACAAUAUUGCACAAAGGUUUCAGAUGCAUAUUAAAAAAUUGCUGUGAAUGAUCCACUUGAGUUAAACAGCUAAAAUACUCGCUACUCAUUUUUUCUAUGAAGGCAGCUUUUUAUUGAGAAACUUUGAGAAGGUGCCGCAGUGCCCUGUUUUAAUCACUUUGCCCAUACUGCUUGGAAUGCAGUAUUUUUUAAAACACAGAGGAUUGUAAUAAUUGAAGGAUUUGGAUUUCUCAGAGAUGUUUGGGGCAACUGCCAAAAAGAAAAGAGGACAUGUAUUUCUCGUGUUCAAUUUGCUUUUGAUUGUAAACAGGCAAAAUAUUCCCAACACUGUAACUGAGACCUUUCCAGGUUUGAAUCAGAGAUCUUGCCUUAGCUACACUUUAUACAUUAUUUCAACAUUCCUCUUCUUUCUGAUGUCAUCCCCAUCACGUCUAUCUUAUCUAAUUCAGAAAGUCAACUUGACCAUGUAUUCUACUUGGAGUGUUGUGUUUUAUUGAACUCUUCCAUGGACUAACUUUCUAAAUUAGGUAAGCCUUAUGGUUCAUACCCAACUGCCUAUCAUUGUUCUGCUUGUAGAUUCUUUUGUACCAUCUGCAGAAAGGAAAUGUACGGGUGAGGGUGAGGUGGGACAAAGAUUGCUUUGUAAUAAUGAAAUUCCAUGGCAAAUACUUCCCCUUCUUGGGCAACAUUUGAAUUUAGAUAGGGUUGAAAUCUUGGUUUUUAUACUUCUCUCUACGUAUUUAAAAUUUUCUUCAAAGUGGUUGAUUUCUUGAAAUCUUCAUUGGUGUUAAUUUCCUAUUACCUAGAAUAAAGUGGCUUGAGAAUUGCAGACAAUUGAUUUGGAGGCCUCCAAAGAUGAUUCCUUCUUUCCUUGGAAAAUAUAGCUCAUGUAUUGACUUUGUUUACUUGUCACCUGCUGGCUUCUUAAGACUAUUGAGUCUUUAUCUUUUUUUUUUGCUUCAGGCAUUUGGUGAAAAAAACAUUGCUGUGUUUUUUCUAUCUAGUCCAAACAGAUUUUUGCAGAAGGAAUUCAUCUUUCUCUAACCAAAUAUUUUCACUUUUGUAACCAACUCCUCUCUGGGUUCUUCUUUCAAGGGUGGCGAAAAGAUUUUCCUUUUUUGCUGUUUAGAUGAUCUGUGAAAUUGUUUCCCUAUCUUUUUGCUGUAAACUGAGCUUAUUCCGGCUUUAUAUUUAGCUGUUCUUUUAUUUUUCAUAGAAUGAUGGGAUGGCAAUGGAGUAUUGGAUUGUUGAACUGUGCUGAAUGUGCUAUAGAAUGGUCUGGUGGUCAAUAAAGAUGAUUCUCAAUCUUGA